Saccostrea echinata is the source of this 1165-nucleotide messenger RNA. RefSeq lists its product as uncharacterized. The record is from RefSeq and is a predicted model, not a curated record. The coding region runs from base 63 to 935 and encodes 290 amino acids. Lineage: Eukaryota; Metazoa; Mollusca; Bivalvia; Ostreida; Ostreidae. The transcript has 2 exons.
ACGGAGACCAAAUUAGGGAAAUUGCUGACGGAGACUGUGCUUGGUCUGUUUCAUGAAACAAGAUGGCGUGCUCCUCUACUACAGUAAAGUUUAUGAAAAGUGUUUCACUUAUUCUGGAUAUAGGCACCUUAGCUCUUUCUUACCGAUUAAAAGUCGAAAUUCAAAAAUCAGGCUUAAAUAGUUUCCGUCAGUUUUUGAAUACUCACAAACACAAGUUGUUCCACCUCCAUGAAAAGAGGAAUUGUUGUCGAUGUACAGGAGGACAAACACAAAGAACCUACUUAAGAAAGAAUCAAUGGAGUAUGCUUUUUAAUGCAAACUUAAAACCUUGCGAUAAGAAUAAACCGUGCUUGUGUCAGUAUGAUCCGCAGCCAAAUGUAUCUGAGGACGAUUUAGAUCUUACUUUACUAUGUAGCAUUCUGCAAAAUAUAUGCUCGCUAAGCCCAGCGGAGUAUCAAGAUAUUACAAAUCUGAGGGACAGGAGAAAUAUCAUUGCUCAUUCCAAAAAUGCUCACAUGGACGAUGCAACGUAUGUAAAGGAAAUAACGGCAAUCAAAGACGCCAUCGAAUCCAUUGCAAAUCGAUGUGGAAAAAAUGAACACGAGAAAGUUAAAAGAGAAAUAGAAAAUGUCAUGAAAAGCCAGUUGAAUGACAACAUGGGUCGAUUUGUUUUGUCUUCACUUCAUAAUGUAGAGGAAACAACAGAAGAAAUUCGGAAAGACUUACUGCGCUUCAGAAAUCAUUUCGGGAUUCAUAAUGCUAAAGAGACGGAUCUUAACAAACAUGAAAGCCAGUCAAUGGACAGAAACCAAAAGGGACCGUUUGAAGCUGAAUCAUGGGAGGUGGUUUUAUUUUAUGUCGUAGGCAUAUUUGCUAUAUGCUGUCUUAUUGCAACAAUUUUGUAUUGUUAUCUGUAUAUUAUGCCAAAAAGAUGAUUUAAAUGAUUCAAGCAUUUUUAGCCGGAGAGCAGGUAUUUCGGAAGUGAAUGAAUAUGAUUAUUGUUAUUUUGGAAAUUAAGAAUCAAACUUCUCACUGAAUCAGCUCAUAGAAUCAGAAUUAAGUUUUAAGAAGUUGGUCUAAAUGAUGAAAACGCAUUAAAUUGUAUUUGCAUAAUAUUCUGCAAGAUAUUCAUUUUUUUUUAUUUUAUAUAAUUUUAAUAUGAUGA